GCAAGCCAUCGAGGAAGUAUAGUGGGACUCGCACUCGAUGGUUUCGACUCAGAUACAAACAAUAUCUGAAUUUUCAUUUGUUUUAUAUAUUUGUUUUUGAUAUUUUAAAGUUUCUUGUAACUAUAAAAUCAGUCCCUUACUCUCUGUCUCUCCCAAAACAUACAUUCAUUCUCAUUUUAUAACUCCAAUUUCAAGUUUAGAAAUAUCCUAAAAUGGUGAGAUUCAUCGAAGAGAAUAUUACAAAAAUGUUAGAGACUAAGAUCAUCUCAAACUCGGAGGUUUUGUACGCCGGAGGAGACGACGGAGAUACGUCGCCGGCGACUAAAGUUUUUCAAGAUUUUCAGAUCAACGAUAAAAACGUCGGGGGAGGAGGAGGACUAAUAAGAUCAUGGGUUGAUUCCAUGAGAGCUUGUUCUCCUACUCAUCUCCAAUCUUUCAACGACCAAUCUUCUUGGAUCAUGAGAAACACUGUGAGAAAACUUGCAAUGUGUUUUCCAACAGCCAUAGUUAGUGGGAGAUGCAGAGAGAAGGUUUAUAGUUUUGUGAAAUUAACUGAGCUGUACUAUGCUGGAAGUCAUGGCAUGGACAUCAAAGGACCAGAACAAGGAUCUAGAUACAAGAAAAAAAAUCAGUCUCUUCUUUGUCAACCCGCGACGGAGUUCCUCCCUGUGAUCACCGAGGUUUAUCGAAAACUAGUGGAGAAAACAAAUUCGAUUCCAGGAGCCAAAGUAGAGAACAACAAAUUUUGUGCCUCUGUUCACUUUCGAUGUGUAGACGAAAAUAAAUGGAGUGACUUGGCCCAUCUAGUUCGAUCAGUUUUGAAGAACUACCCCAAGCUCAUGCUUACCCAAGGAAGAAAAGUGUUCGAGAUUCGUCCAAUCAUUAAAUGGGAUAAAGGCAAAGCACUCGAGUUCUUGUUAGAAUCACUAGGAUAUGACAACUGUACCGAUGUUUUUCCUAUAUAUAUUGGAGAUGAUCGAACCGACGAAGAUGCCUUCAAGAUUUUGAGAGAUAAAAGACAAGGUCUUGGGAUUCUUGUUAUGAGUUUCUUAGAACGUUUGGUGGUAUGGAAACAGUUAACAUGUGGGGCAUGAUGAACAGUUUACAAGUACAGGAGAAUCAUUUGUUUUACUUUUCGUUAUUUUUUUGACAAAACUUUUUGUUAUUUAUUUAAGAUUCUAACGUAUCAGCAGGGAGCGAAAAUGAUUACAAACAAAACAAAUAGAAGUUCUUGUUCCUUUUAUUCAACUUUGGUUUUGUGACUACUGACUACUCCCUUGUUGUUACUAUCAAUGCGAAUGUUCAAAUUGCAUAUAUGGAAAUAUUUUAGUUCUCAGAAGUCCGACGAAUACUU
This is a messenger RNA of Thlaspi arvense, 1354 nucleotides long. Lineage: Eukaryota; Viridiplantae; Streptophyta; Magnoliopsida; Brassicales; Brassicaceae. The record is from the annotation of a GenBank genome assembly.